GUCGUAGCCCUUGGAGACGUCCCCGAUGGGACGGUGGUGACGGUGAUGGCCGGGAAUGAUGAGAAUUACUCCGCAGAGCUCCGCAAUGCCUCCGCCGUGAUGAAAAACCAAGUGGCGAGGUUUAACGACCUCCGGUUUGUUGGGAGAAGCGGCAGGGGGCACCGGCAGAAGCUGGAGGAGCAAAGCAAGCCCUUCCCGGACCGCUACGGAGAGCUGGAGCGCCUGCGGCAGUCCAUGAGGGUCACCCCCACGACGCCCGCGCCCCGCGGCUCCCUCAGCACCCCCGGCCACUUCGGCUCUCCGGCCCAUUGCCCCCGCACAGGCACGUCGGACCUGAGCCCCUUCUCCGACCCCCGGCAGUUCGAGCGCUCCUUCCCGGCGCUGCCGGCCCUCACGGAGACGCGCUUCUCCGACCCGCGGAUGCAUUACCCCGGCGCCAUGUCGGCCGCCUUCCCCUACACCGCGACGCCCUCGGCCACGGGCAUCGGCGCCUACCGCCGCUACUCCGGCACGUCCGCGGGCUCCUACCAGUUCUCCAUGGUGGCCGGCGGCGAGCGCUCGCCCACCCGGAUGCUCUCGUCCUGCACGAGCGCCUCGGCGGGGAACAACUUGAUGAAUCCCAACCUGGGCAACCAAAGUGACGGGGUGGACGCGGACGGGAGCCACAGUAACUCGCCAACCGCCAUGACGACCACUGGGAGGAUGGAUGAGUCUGUCUGGAGACCUUACUAGGAGGAACUCAACCCCGAUAGCUUUAACUUGAUCCGACAGCCACCGGUACGUUACUCCUUUGGGCAGUGAAUAGAGCGAAACGAUGCCUAGGGAACAGAUAAACCAAAGUCUUCC
This is a messenger RNA of Tinamus guttatus (white-throated tinamou), 846 nucleotides long. The record is from RefSeq and is a predicted model, not a curated record. Lineage: Eukaryota; Metazoa; Chordata; Aves; Tinamiformes; Tinamidae.